AUGAAAAAUCUAUCCAUCUUUAUAUUUGCUUUUGCCCUUUGCAUGAUCAUUAGCGAUGUUGAAGGGAGAAGGACAACAAUCUUGAUCAGGAACGGGCUUGCAUACAAGAAAUGGCUCAAGGUACAUUGUGCAUCUGGGGACGACGAUAUGGGAGUUCAUUAUCUGAAGCCUGGAUCACCAAAAGAUUACGACUUCAGUUUCGAUGAUAGCAUAAUGAGAAACACGCUUUUCUGGUGUACGCUAAGCAAAGGACCUGAUUAUAAAGUCUCCAAGAGGUUUGACGCCUACGUACAGAACAGCGGAAAGCCUCACGGAGGCUCGUAUAAUUACGUAGCUAAAGAUGAUGGCAUCUAUCACAGUAAUUUGGUCGAGUUUAAACUUACCAAAGUGUAUUCUUGGAACUAG
Messenger RNA from Thlaspi arvense, 405 nucleotides. Lineage: Eukaryota; Viridiplantae; Streptophyta; Magnoliopsida; Brassicales; Brassicaceae. The record is from the annotation of a GenBank genome assembly.